Trypanosoma theileri is the source of this 816-nucleotide messenger RNA. RefSeq lists its product as uncharacterized. The transcript has a single exon. Bases 1 to 816 code for a protein of 271 amino acids. NCBI's taxonomy places the organism in Eukaryota, Euglenozoa, Kinetoplastea, Trypanosomatida, Trypanosomatidae. The record is from RefSeq and is a predicted model, not a curated record.
AUGACAACCAUCUACCAAGCUGUUGAAACCUCUACGCUGAAGGACCGUUGCCGUAUCGACCUGCUGGACGGCGCAGCGCAGCUUCAACGCCACAGUGAGACACUGCCAAAGAGGGAAUUAACAGUGGCAGCGGCUGAUCUCCCGCAAUGCACAUUCGAAACAACAAUCUCACGGGCAACAAAGACACACUACAGUCAGGAUGAAUCUGCGAUGCAGCGUUUUCUCACGGAGAAGGAGGCAAACCAGGAAAGAACUAUGCAGGCCUCAAGCUCUACGUACUUCAAGAAAUACAAUACUGUCUUCAGAGGUGCACUGCCACGCUCGGAGCCAUUUCGUGAGACCCGUGACCGCAAUGAACUGACAGGACGAGAAAAAGAUUUUGUUCAUCGAUACGCGGAGGCCGCAGUGAAAAAACCACUUGAACGUGAACAAGUUGAUGACACACCGACGAAGACUGCAAGAGAAGCAUAUAAGAAAGCCUUUCGUGAGUACAAAGGACGAGACCCUACUGAGAAGGAGUUGGAAGAAGUGGGAAGACUUUGGUUUGCGUACACAGAAGAUGGUACUGUUGGUGUCGUACAAAAACCUCAUUUCCACGGUCCGCAUUCACAUGUAUCUAUUUGUAACCGACGGUAUGCACAGUGUGUCAAUCAGGUCUACAAAAAUGAACUUCCACCUGUUCGUGCCGCACGCAGCCGUUUUCCUGGUCCUAUUCCUGUAUGGUCAUCAACUCAGAAUACGUAUACGAUGGUUGCAGGAGAUACAUACGUACCAGGACUACAUAAUGUCAGCAAAUUCGGAUCAGUUUCUUUUUAG